Desarmillaria tabescens is the source of this 1359-nucleotide messenger RNA. RefSeq lists its product as uncharacterized. Bases 315 to 1034 code for a protein of 239 amino acids. Lineage: Eukaryota; Fungi; Basidiomycota; Agaricomycetes; Agaricales; Physalacriaceae. The record is from RefSeq and is a predicted model, not a curated record. The transcript is spliced from 5 exons.
UGAAUGGCAGCAAGAACGGUUCCUCUGUCAGCAUUUUCCAUCGCAUAGAAACGAAAUCCAUGUCCUCUAAAAAAACGCCAAAUGUCUGCAAAGACGGCCCCUCUCCAGAAUGAUUCGACUACAAACGAACUAAGGCCUACCCAGCUAAUGGCAGUAGAGGCUCAGAGGCUCAUUUGGGACAAGUACUUCUCUCUCUUCAACAAAGAACCUCCUGCAUUUCUACAGCGGGGCCUCUUUUUUUAUUAUUUCAUCAUUUACUAGACACGGCGAGGACCACUGCCUUCGAGCUCGACGAUUACGCAGAAAAACUUGAAAUGAUGUCCAGGUUCUAUGGUCUGGACUGGACGGACGUUUGUGAUUACUUGGGACUUGACAGCGACAAAGGCGACGAGCAAUUCCGGAAGAAAUAUCUCACCUGCAUCAACCUCCCAGAGUCGGUUCAGGAAGAAAUGCACGACAUGAUCGGGCCCAGUGUGCAGACUGGUCUCCGUCCUGGCGGGAAGCUGGACUUGGCUUCAAUUAAAAAGCUAGUGCCACCUGGGAUUACUAUGCGACAUAAAGUUGAUGGGAGUGAUGCCACCGUCCGCCUCCUCACCUUGGAGUUGAGGCCCAAAACUGGCGUAUCACAUCUUCGACCUCGAUUCAUUGACAUCUUGUUUCGAUGUCGGAGCCAAAAGCUGAUAUCAGCGAUUCUCGAGAUGGUUCAAAAAUGCUUACCGAACGUUCCUGAAUCAUCCACCACGUCAAGCCAGAGCGACAACUGGACUAGCGCACACAACACUGCGCAGGAAGUACACGAAAUUCUAGCGACUACCAUGAAAGAUUCAGAACGCGAGAAUGCUCUGGUGCUUCUCCGAGACAAUCUAUCAGCAUUGAACCCCCAAGGUGUCAACUCGGAUGUUUAUCGAUGCAUGCGUGAAGACCAGAUUCGAAAAAACGAGGAGCAUCGUAGGUACCGGAACCGAGAGUUCGAGCUUGCUCAGCAGGGCGAGGGUUCCGGUGAUAUUUCGCAAAUGCCAGGUCCUGGUCUCUGAUGUACUGCACAUGUUGAUACGUGCAAUGCAGCCCGAAAAUGAGGAGCCGAAUUUGCGGCGUAAAAAAAAAGAGAGUUUUUUAUCAGGCCUUCUAAGAGCGUAGAGAUCAAGUUUGAGCUUCGAGGACGGAUGAGCAGGCCGGAAGGUGGGCGAGGAGAGGGCAGUCACCAUUACGCACGUUCAAAACGGAGUUCGCAAGAGUUGGUUGAACGCAGAAUGUGCCUCACGUGUCGACCGUCUAUGAUGGGCCUAUGUGACAAGUCUUGGAGGGAGAAGGAUGCGGUGGAAGAGUUGACAGAUCCCAGGUACUUGUUUAUUCAUUGCG